ACUCUGUCAGGAGCACAAAUGAUAUGAUGGCCAUAACAUACAGCUGGAGAAGACAGGAAGUUAUUACCAAGUCUCCUGGUGUGGCAGAAUUCAAGGAAAGAUGGCCUGCCCUCUUCGAACCAUUCCAGGUAAACGAGGAGUUCCGAAGAUGUACUGCAGUUUCCCUGGAAGCGACGUUUAUGUCACAGCUGGACAAAUACACCCCAAAGCUCCUAGAACUCUUUAGUGCCAAGGGAGGAGCAACUGGUCAACGCAUCAAAAAGUUGUUGAUGGAUCUGAUACAGGACCCAAGUGCCACUACAGUGAAGAAGAGAGAUGUCACUCUGAGAUGCCUCUUUGAGUAUAUGGGAGAGAGUGGACAGGAGCUUAUCUCGGAUUACUGUGGGGCCGCAGAGACCAUUGUUCAUGAGGACCUGAAAAUUAAGAACAUGAGCAUCUAUGUCUGCCGUGAGCCAGAUGCAGUAGGAAUCAUCAUUGAGGGAAUACCAGUCCUUACCAAUCUUGGAAACCUGGCCAAAGCAUGCUGCUUCCUGCUUGGGUUGACAUAUGCACUCAAUCUUGAGUAUCCAUCCAAGCUUUCCAAAACAUUUGAGGUGUUUCAAAGACUUUUCGUGGGACUUGACACACUGCGCCCAAAACCAAGCCCCAAGUUCAUGACCCUGAAAAACAAACUCCUUGCCUAGGCACUCAGACAUGACUGUCACUGCACUUGUGAACAGCUGUUUUCUUUGUCUGUUCAACAUCAUUAUACAUUGGACAUAAUGGGUGUUAUGUCCAAUGUUAUAUUGGACAUAAUUGGACAUUCAGGGUGUUGUAAUGGUUUAUCCUUGUCAUGUUUUAUACUGUACACAGGUCAUACUUCCUGGUGUGAAAAAGUAAUUAUAUUUUAUACACACAAAAUAGACCUGCUGUGAAGCUGCACUUUAAAAACUGGUCAGUAGGUGAGAUCAGUGAGAUGUUUGACUAAAGAUGUUUCAAAAUAUUCACACACGCUGUGAAGGUAUUAUGCCAAGUUGAGGUCAGAUGGUCAUGCUUGUGACCUGUAAUGUUAGUGUUAUAAUGUUUCAAUAUUAUGUUCACACUGUACUGUUAAAAGGAUAGUUCACUUCAAAAUGAAAAUUCUGUCAUCAUUUACUCACCCUCAAGUUGUUUUAAACCUGUAUGAAUUUCUUUCCUCUACAGGACACAAGGAAGAUGUCUGAAGAAUGUCAGUAACCGAACAGUUAACUGGACCCAUUGACUUCCAUAUUAGAAAAAAAUAAAAAGACUAUGGAAGAACAUUCUUCAAAAUAUCUUCCUUGUGUUCAGCAGAAGAAAGAAAUUCAUACAGGUUUAAAACAACUUGAGGGUGAGUAAAUGAUGACAGAAUUUUCAUUUUGAAGUGAACUAUCGUUUUAAGGUGUUUUACUAACCUACUAUUUACAAGCUGAGGUCAUAUUUUGUUUAAUACAUGAAUACAGAAGUUCUUGAUUGUUUAUACUGUCCAGCUCAUUCCCACUAUUUGGAUAUGGCAUGUGAAUUGUUAAAAAAAUAGCAAGUGCCAGUUAACUUGAUAUUAAAAUGUUUUAAUAUUAUGUAUGUACACAUAGUAAAAUAUACUGUGAAGGUGUUCUUCUAACCUGCACUUUAUAAGUUGAGGUCAUGCUUUUUUUAAUGCAUGAAUAGAUGUUAUUGAUUGUUAACACUAUCCAGCUCAUUUUGAAUUUGGUUUGUAAAUUGUUACUUAAUUUUAAAUUUUAAUUUUAAAUUUUUAAAUUUUGUAACAUUAUGUACACAGAACUGUACUGUGAAGGUGUUCCACUAACCUGCACUUUAUUUGCUGAGGGCAUGUUUUCUUGAAUGCCUGAAUACCAAUGUUUAUACUGUCCAGCUCAUUGCUACUGUUUUGGAUAUGGCAAUGAUUUAAUAAAUGUUGGAAAUUGA
Molecule: messenger RNA, 1923 nt
Organism: Micropterus salmoides (largemouth bass)
Lineage: Eukaryota; Metazoa; Chordata; Actinopteri; Centrarchiformes; Centrarchidae
Exons: 4
Coding region: 24-683 (219 amino acids)
Source: RefSeq, a predicted model, not a curated record